Molecule: messenger RNA, 1520 nt
Organism: Haliotis rufescens (red abalone)
Lineage: Eukaryota; Metazoa; Mollusca; Gastropoda; Lepetellida; Haliotidae
Product: CD63 antigen-like
Exons: 9
Coding region: 253-1074 (273 amino acids)
Cellular component (GO): membrane
Source: RefSeq, a predicted model, not a curated record
UAUCAGACACAGGUGACAAACGAGGUGUUCCCAUGCCAAUCAGAUAACACAGUCGGCACAGGGUAUAGCUUAUCUCACAAUACCCCACCACGCACCCCUGCAGCUCAACGCAUUGUCGUGACGCGCCUCGACACUUCCUGAAGCCACACUGUACAGGAUUGAAGUGCAGUUGUCGCGCUUAGCAACGUGACAACAUCUUGGACAGCGAUCCCAGAAAGACGAGACUGUGUAGAGUGUUCCCCAGCUGUCAUCAUGGGUGGCUGUAGUUCCCUUGGACGACUCGUCCUCGUCAUCUUGAACCUACUAUUUUUGGUGAUUUCCCUGGCACUGCUGGCUGUCGGGGCAAUACUGAAGUUCACGCCAGGAACGUUGAUGGGUUUCCUCCUGGCCGGGGCACAGUCCGCGAUACCCACAGCUCCUCCAUCUCCUACAGGUGUAGGCUACACCGUGCCUACCAUCCCCAUACCUGACACGCUCAGCUUCAUGCCAAUGGUAGGCGAUGUCGCCACGGUGCUGCUGGUGCUCGGGGUCGUGCUGUUCUGCAUCUCCUUCCUGGCGUGCUGCGGAGCGUGUUGUAAAUGGAGACCUUUCCUUGUCGUGUUUGUCAUUCUGGUGAUUCUCCUGAUCUUGGGGAUAGCGGUCAUAGGUGCCCUGUUUCUCGUCAAGGACUCCGUGCUUCACGACACCAUCCGCAGCUCCCUGGUGGCGAAGACUAAAGCCGAAUAUGCUUCACACAAGGAUGGAGCAUUCAUACAGAUCACAAAUGUCCUUGCUCUUGAGAUGAAAUGCUGUGGGUUCACGGGGCCCUCGGACUUCGUCAAGAACGUGACCACGGACUUUCAGGAGGUUCCUGUGACAUGCUGUAAGGAGUUGGGACAAAAAUGUUUAACAAACAGGGAAGCUAAAGAUAUCCAACAAACGGGCUGCUAUGAAAAACUACAAGACAUGAUCGAGAACUCGAAAACAUGGGCCAUUGUUGGCCUCGUCGGUAUACUCGUCCUGCUGCUGCUUGAAGUUGUCUUCGCCAUCCUCAUCGUUGUGGACGUCAGCAGCAACAAAGUGGGCCAGUCCUAGAUACAGCAUGAUGCAUGAUCUGUGAUGAUUCAAGAUACAGUCUUCAUGAUUCAAGAGGGGGUUUUCAUGAUUCAAGAUCAAGAUCACAGUCAAUUAGCUCCACAGGAAAAGUUAAUCAAUCGAAAGUUCAGGAGCAAUGUAAUAUAACGUGCUUGCGGACCAUGAAGUGAUUCAACAGUGGAUGUGGUGUAUGCAGGGUGUGUGUGCAGGACGGGGUCAGGGGUCAAGGUCUCAACCUGUGCUUUGCUUCCAUGUGUUAUAUACACAACGCCAAAAGAAACGUGAACCAUAGGAACAUACAGAGAUGUUUUCAAUAUGUACCAAUUAAUGAGUGAGUGAGUAUGGUUUUACGCCGCUUUUAGCAAUAUUCCAGCAAUAUCACUGCGGGGGACACCAGAAAUGGGCUUCACACAUUGUACCCAUGUCGGGAUUCGAACCAGGGUCUU